AUGGCUUCGGACAUCCCGAAGGUGGUACCUCUAACCUGUCACGGACAUUCUCGUCCUGUGCCACACAUCAACUUCUCUUCCACCGUUGAAGAUGAUCAAUACUACCUUAUUUCAGCUUGCAAGGACAACAACCCUAUGCUCCGGGAUGGCAUUACUGGUGAUUGGAUCGGUACCUUCUUCGGCCACAAAGGAGCCGUCUGGCAAGCUCGACUCUCCGUGGACGCCAACAUAGCAGCUACCGCAGCAGCAGAUUUCUCAGCCAAGGUCUGGGACACCCACACCGGCGAAUCUCUCCACACCCUGCAGCACGCCCACAUAUGCCGCGCAGUGGCAUUCCCCAUCCAACCAAACCCUCAAGUCCUAGCCACGGGAGGCGUGGAAAAGAAACUCCGCAUCUUCGACCUCACCCGCGGCGGCGACAACAGCACCUCCUCCUCCCCCACAGGAACCCAACCCAACACCGACCCAACAAGCUACGAAAUCGGCCCGGGCGUCCACGGUGGCACCAUCAAAUCCAUUAUCUGGAACAAAGACUACAAUAUCCUCACCACCGCCGCCGAAGACCGCAAAAUCCGCUGGUGGGACCUCCGCUCCCGACAUCCUGUCCUCGAAUACACCGUCGACGGACCAAUCGGUAGCUGUGAGCUCAACAGUCUCGCCUUUCGCCCCAACGACCCUGGUAUUCUCUCCGUGGCCGCCGGCAAAUCCGUAUACCUGUUCGACGGCAUGAGCCCGGGCCAAAUGCUGAAGAAAAUCGAUUUCUCAUACGACGUGGCAAGCGUGGCUGUGAACAGCGAGUCCGGAAAAUUGGUCACGGGUAGUGCGGAGGAUACAUGGGCGCGUGUUUACGAUUUGCAUACGGGACAGGAGUUGGAGGUUCAGAAGGGGCAUCACGGGCCAAUUUGGUCUGUUAGUUUCUCGCCGGAUGGGAAGCUGUAUGGGACUGGGAGUGAGGAUGGGACUAUCAAGUUGUGGAAGGCUUGUCGGGAGUCUUAUGGGUUGUGGCGGUAG
Messenger RNA from Aspergillus chevalieri, 1011 nucleotides. Its product is annotated as WD40 repeat domain-containing protein. Gene Ontology annotation, molecular function: RNA binding; protein binding. Lineage: Eukaryota; Fungi; Ascomycota; Eurotiomycetes; Eurotiales; Aspergillaceae. Gene Ontology annotation, cellular component: SMN complex. The coding region runs from base 1 to 1011 and encodes 336 amino acids. The transcript has 5 exons. The record is from RefSeq and is a predicted model, not a curated record. Gene Ontology annotation, biological process: spliceosomal snRNP assembly.